UCUCCUUUCCUCCCCCUCCCUCUUGCGAAGGAGAAAAUACCCCUCCCUCACCUCCGCCUCUCUUCCGCGCCGGAGCCACGCCCAACACUUCUCCCCCUCGCCGCCGCCGGAGGCGCUGCGCGUACGGCCUCCUCCCCGACCCCGCAGUAGACCUACCCUUCUCCACAGCUGCGCGCACGGCCGGCGCGAUCGGCCGCGUUCCACCGGAUUCCGUCUCGGUUCGGAUCGAACGGGUGGAUUCUAGGAGGUGGGUGCCAUGUACUUCCCGGAGGAGGUGGUGGAGCUCAUCCUUGGCUUCCUGACAUCGCACGGCGACCGCAAUGCCGCGUCGCUGGUGUGCCGGGCGUGGUUCCGCAUCGACCGCCUCAGCCGCCGCUCGGUGUUCGUGUGCAACUGCUACGCGGUGCGCCCGGAGCGCGUGCACGUGCGUUUCCCCCGCCUGCGCGCGCUGAGCGUCAAGGGAAAACCGCACUUUGAUCUUGUCCCUGCGGGGUGGGGUGCCAUGGCGGAGCCAUGGGUUGGUUCGUGCGCCGCUGCGUGCCCUGGCCUUGAGGAGCUCCGGCUGAAGCGAAUGGUUGUCACUGAUGAGUGCCUCAAGCUGCUCGCUCGCUCAUUCCCCAAUUUUAAGUCGCUUGUCCUUGCUAGCUGCGAGGGGUUCAGCACUGAUGGUCUUGCUGCUGUUGCUACCAAUUGCAGAUUUAUCAAGGAACUGGACUUACAAGAGAGUUUGGUGGAGGAUCGAGGUUCACGCUGGCUUAGAUGUUUCCCCAAGCCUUCUACAUCAUUAGAAUCCUUAAAUUUUUCUUGCUUGACUGGGGAAGUGAAUGGUCAUGCAUUGGAAAAACUGGUUGCAAGGAGCCCAAAUCUUAGGAGCUUGAGAUUGAGUCGCUCAGUUCCACUUGAUGUUUUAGCCAGAAUUCUUUCUCACACACCUAGGCUGGUGGAUUUAUGUACAGGAUCUUUUGUACGAGGCAAUAUUGCUGAUGCAUACACUGCGCUAUUCAAUGGUUUCCAUCAUUGCAGUUUGCUGAGGAGUUUAUCUGGGCUUUGGGAUGCUACAAACUUCUUUAUUCCAGUGAUAGCUCCUGUUUGCAAUAAACUAACAUGCUUGAACCUUAGCUAUGCUCCAAUGGUCCGGAGUGCUUACCUUACUGCAUUUAUUCGUCAGUGCAAGAAUCUCCAAAACUUGUGGGUAUUAGAUCAUAUUGGUGAUGAAGGUUUGAAAAUUGUAGCCUCCUCAUGUAUAGAGCUCCAAGAGUUGAGGGUGUUUCCUGCAAAUGCAGAUGUCAGAGAAAGCACAGCUGUGACUGAGGAAGGGCUAGUUGCCAUAUCUGCAGGGUGUAACAAGUUACAGUCUGUGCUCUAUUUUUGCCAACGGAUGACAAACUCUGCAUUGAUUACUGUCGCAAAGAACUGUCCACAAUUCAGUUCAUUCAGACUGUGUGUUGUUGAUCCAGGAUCAGCAGACGCUGUGACAGGGCAGCCGUUGGAUGAGGGUUUUGGGGCAAUCGUUUAUUCAUGCAAAGACCUUAGGCGGCUAUCUUUGUCUGGACUUCUCACAGACAGGGUGUUCCUCUACAUCGGCAUGUAUGCCGAGAGGCUGGAGAUGCUUUCUGUAGCAUUCGCAGGAGAUACCGACGAUGGCAUGACCUACGUGCUCAAUGGCUGCAAGAAUCUCAAGAAGCUGGAAAUCAGGGACAGUCCAUUUGGUGAUAGCGCACUUCUUGCAGGCAUGCCUAAGUACGAGGCAAUGCGCUCACUCUGGAUGUCCUCAUGCAAUAUCACCCUGGGGGCUUGCAAGUCUCUUGCAGCAAACAUGCCAAACCUCAAUGUCGAGGUCAUGAAUGAAGCAGCAAGAAUCGAUGAGGCAGAUGAGGAUGCUAACAAUGCAAAGAAGGUGCAGAAGCUCUAUAUUUACAGGACAGUCGCUGGACCAAGGGGUGAUGCGCCUGAAUUCAUCUCUAUAUGCUGAAUCCAUAUAUUUUUGCUGUUGAAGGGUGGUUCUUGGACACCUCCCUUUUGUAUAUAUAUUCCUUUGCUAUCAUACUCUGGUACGCCAAAUCCAUCUACAUAUUCCAAAGAUCCAUCUAUCCAUGUUCCAAUGGUUCUAUGACCGCAUUUUAUGUAAAUUCCUUUACUGCUACCUCUGCUGCCGUUAUCCUUCAUCAGUGCUAGACUUAUGAUUAAUCUCCAAUUUUGGAACUCUUAGUCAUGGCUUUAGCUUAAACCUUGUCAAAGUACCUUAUUCUAGCAAGUCAUAAACGGUGAUUCAUCUUCAUGUAUAUAUUGGUUUCAUAUCAGUGCUCCCCUGUAUUGUCUGGGGAAAUUUUAGUGUCAAAUUGUUGCUUUCCUUAGUCGAAAGAUACUUAUAUUCUGAUAAUCAGUUAAAUCUGACGAACAUCUGAUCUUGUAGCUGGACACUUGUAAUUUGUGGCAGCAUUUCAGCAUUUACAAGUUGAGAAUUCCUUUCUGAUGUCACAUCCUAAAUGUCCCUCUCGUUAGAAGACAGGCGAGUUCGAGGUCACCAAAUUUCGCUGUCAGUUUGUAGCGUGUGGUGUACUGGUGUUCACAGUUAGAUAUCAGCAUCAUGUGGGGCUAUCAUACACAUGCUUAUUCCUGCGCGGUUUAACGAACUUCAAUUAAUUAUCACCUUUACGUUGGCCAGGCUAGCAUGAUUUUCAGAUAAUUAAGGU
Oryza brachyantha (malo sina) is the source of this 2693-nucleotide messenger RNA. Its product is annotated as transport inhibitor response 1-like protein Os11g0515500. Gene Ontology annotation, biological process: SCF-dependent proteasomal ubiquitin-dependent protein catabolic process. The transcript has 4 exons. The record is from RefSeq and is a predicted model, not a curated record. Gene Ontology annotation, cellular component: SCF ubiquitin ligase complex. NCBI's taxonomy places the organism in Eukaryota, Viridiplantae, Streptophyta, Magnoliopsida, Poales, Poaceae. Bases 257 to 1972 code for a protein of 571 amino acids.